AUGAUAAAAGAAGAAAAUGAAUUCGAAAAUAAUAUUAUAAAUAGACCAUGUACAAGUGAAACUGAAUGUGCCAUCGGUUGCAUAAAACAAAGACAAUUUGAUGGCGUCUGCAUACGCAACGUUUGCCAAUGUAAAACUGCCCGCAUUGAAGAAAAGUGGUAUGAAUACAGAAAGAUUGUUACCGAAAGAAAAACAUAUUACAGAGAAGAAAGAAUAGUUCAAAUUGAAGAAACCAUCUUCAAGCCAAACCAAAAAUCUUGUUCGACUUCAAUUGGUGACCUUUGCACAAAAUUAUGUAAUAAUGUAGGCAACAAAUUUGGCAAAUGUAAUUCCGAAUCACAAAAUGUGCAAUGUUUAUGUUCUAAAGAUAAAUCAACUUGGACUAAUUAUUUAGAUAUUGAAACACACACAAAUAAUGUAUUAGAAUCUGAAUUGUGCAGUAAAUCUGAUUGCUAUGAUAAAUGCAGUGCAUUACAAUAUGACGGAGAUUGUAUUGACCAGGAAUGCAAAUGUUUCAUAAAGGAAAUUCGAGAAUGGAGAAAAUAUACAGAUGUCAUCACAAAUCCUGUAAAAUCAGUACCAAAACACACUCAUCAGGAUAGAGAAAUUUGUUCAGUUAAAGAUUGCCAUCAAAGUUGCUUUGAAUUCGGUUUGGAUGGUGAUUGUAUUCAAGACACUUGUAAAUGUUACAAUCCGAACAAAAAAGAAUGGCAAGAUGUGCCAAGGUUUGAGAGAAAUAAUGAAAGUCCAUCACCAGAUAUAGUAAAUUCUUGUGAUGUUUGCAAACUAACAUAUGGAGAAGGACAUUGCACGUACAAAUGCCGAGGUGUAGGAUAUAGAGAAGGAAAGUGUUCUGGUGAAAAAUGUACUUGUACAAAUGAUGAGAAAACAUGGAUUGAUUUCAAUGAAAAUUUGGAGCAACAAUAUGAAAACAGUGUUUGCACUAAAGGAAAUAAUGAAGAAAGCUCAUAUCUAUGUUCCAAAUAUUGCAGACAUUCAAAGAAUACAAUUGGAUAUUGCAAAAAAGAUUUUUGUCACUGUGAGGAAAAUCAAAUGGACGAAGAAAGAGUUCGUGCUCGAUUACUUAUUGAUGGACUAUGUGAAGAAGAUGAAAGAGUCCAUAUCGAUUGCCAAUAUACUUGUAAAACACUUAAAAAUCUAGAUGGACUUUGUAGAGACACAAAAUCAAGUUACAAAAGUUGUGAAUGCGGAACACAUGAUGACUGGCAGAAACUAAUAGUAGAAGACUUUUUUGAAAACAGUAAAUAUAAAAUUAAUGAAACUGCUUUCGAGAGUAAAAUAAUAGCUGGUCCUUGUAAAGCCAUGGAUUGCAAUAUUGCUUGUCAUAGGCAAAGACAAUUCAACGGUCAAUGCAUUUAUAAACAAUGCAAAUGCAAAACUUCUCUAAAAUAUCAAAAUUGGCAUUCGUUUCAAGACAUUAUUGAAGACAGACACACUCAUUACACAAAUGAAGAUCAUCCAAGGGAGAUGCAAAAACCAUAUGAUCGUAAUAUUAACGAAUUUGAAAAGUUAUGUGACUCACAUGAUUGUUAUAAUAAGUGUCUUGAUUUUAACUUUGAUGGAAAUUGCAUAGAAGGAAUUUGUCAGUGUUAUGAUGGAAAAGAAAAUAAAUUACGAGAAUAUACUGAUUUAAUACAAAGUAAUCGCAAGACAGGUAAUUAA
Ctenocephalides felis (cat flea) is the source of this 1683-nucleotide messenger RNA. Its product is annotated as tenascin-like. The transcript has 7 exons. NCBI's taxonomy places the organism in Eukaryota, Metazoa, Arthropoda, Insecta, Siphonaptera, Pulicidae. Bases 1 to 1683 code for a protein of 560 amino acids. The record is from RefSeq and is a predicted model, not a curated record.